GAGGCUGAAUUUCCAGCCCGUGAGGGUCCCUGAGGCACUUUCUCUUGCCUCUGGAGGGCAUUUGCCUUCCCAGGAGUGAAUGGCUCAUGGAGCAAGUCUCUGGGUCCGUGUCCCCUGCAAGGGCAGUUCGCCACCUUCAUGGCCGGGCUGAGCUGGAGAGACACGGAGGCCAAGCCAAAGCAAGGGAGAGCUGCCUGCAAGUCAGGGUUUGCAGAUGGCGAGCCCGCAGCUCCCCCGGAGAGGGGUGGAAGGAGGCUGGCCCUUUCCAGGAGCCGAUAGACGUUCCAGCAGUGCCCAGGAGUGUAAGGAUGUGACCCUAGCCCUUCCAAGAAAGCACGUGGUGGGUGCUUUGUGCCUGUUUACUCCCCAGCUUGGCCCAAACCCCGGCGCAGAGAGAAAGUGAAAGAGAAAAGGACGGCCCUGGCGGAUGAGGUGGGGGGACUGGGCGACCAACCCGCCCCAGUCUCGCAGCAGCCCCACAGCUGGCGGGAACGAGAGGCCACCGGCAGCACGCGAGAGUCGGGGAGCAGCGAUAGGUGACCAGGGCUGUCCCCCUGCACCCCGAACGUCGGCCCGGCAAUCGAGGCUCAGAGGCAGCGGACAGUGUGCCGCCAUGGAGUUGGGGUCUCUAGAAGGCGGGUACCUGGAGCUUCUCAACAGCAGUGCCGAUCCCUUGCAGCUCUACCACCUCUAUGACCAGACGGACCUGGCUAGAGAAGAGAUUGAGCUCUGCUCAGAACCCGACAUGGACACCAUCAACUGCGAACAGUUCAGCAAACUGUUGUGUGACAUGGAAGGUGAUGAAGAGACCAGGGAGGCUUAUGCCAAUAUCGCGGAACUGGACCAGUACGUGUUUCAGGACUCCCAACUGGACGGUCUGGGCAAAGACAUUUUCAUCGAGCACAUAGGAUUGGAAGAAAUGAUCAGUGAGAGUGUCGAGGUGCUGGAGGAAGCAGGGCAGAAAAGUCAGAAAAGACCCUUCCCAGAGGAGCUGUCCGUGGACUUGAAGCACAGGAAGCUGGCUGAGCCCCUCGCUAUGCCCAUGGUGACUGGCACGUUCCUGGUCGGGUCAGUGAGUGACUCCGCAGCUCUGCCCUGCUUGUCACCACCUGCUGUGUUCAACAAGGAGCCAGCAUCCGGCCAGAGCUGGCUGGAGGAGACCGUCCUGAUGCCUGUGCACCCUUCCAGUUCCUUGCUGAGCCACCUGAGUCUUCCUGCUGGAUGUAUCCAGAUCAUCCCUGGCCUCCCCUCUCUGCCCCAGGGGCUCUGGCAAAUCUCAGGGCCUGGGACGGGGGUGUCUGGUAUGGUCAUCUAUCAAGGCGAGAUGCCCCCGGCCAGCCAAGUGCUUCCUUCUAGUGGCCCAGCUGUGCAGAGCCUCCCCAAGUCCCCAGAUCGGCCCGGCUCCACCAGCCCCUUUGCCCCGUCUGCAGCUGACCUUCCUGGAAUGCCAGAACCAGCUUUGACCUCCCGUGCAAAUAGGACAGAGGACCAGAUGUCCCCUACCCAAAGCCAGGCAGCUCACGAGAUCUCCAGCAAGCCUCCAAAAUGGCCUGAGAGCGUGGAGCGGUUGUGCAGCUCCCUACGGGACGAGUACCUGGCUGAGUUCGCAGGCCCGGAAGACAUCCUGGUGGAGGUGGAGCUGGUGAAGGCGCGGCUGGAGAGAAGCAGUGGCAAAAGCCAGGAGAGGGAGCUGGCCACCCCGGACUGGGCAGAGAGGCAGUUGGCCCGCGGGGGUCUGGCCAAGGUGCUGGGGGCUGCCGGGGACCGGCGGCGGCCACGGGAGACACAGGUGAUCGCCGUGCUGGGCAAAGCAGGACAGGGGAAGAGCCGUUGGGCCCGGGAAGUGAGCCGGGCCUGGGCCUGCGGCCAGUUGCCCCAGUACGACUUCGUCUUCUACCUCCCCUGCCACUGUUUGGACCGUGCCAAAGGGGACACUUACCGCCUGCAGGAUCUGCUCUUCUGCCUGGGCCCCCAGCCACGGCCCAUGGACGAGGAGGUCUUCGACCACAUCUUGAGGCGGCCCGACCGGGUUCUGCUCAUCCUGGACGCCUUCGAGGGGCUCGAAGGCCAAGAUGGCCUCCUGCACAGCGCGGGCGGACCCAUGUCCACAGAACCCCACUCCCUCCGGGGGCUGCUGGCCAGACUCUUCCAGCGGAAGCUGCUUCGAGGCUGCACCCUGCUGCUCACCGCCCGGCCCUGGGGCCGCCUGGCCCAGAGCCUGAGCAAGGCCGACGUCCUGUUCGAGGUGGCUGGCUUCUCAGCCGAGCAGGCCGAAACCUACGUGACGCGCUACUUGGAGUGCACUGGGGCCACCGCGCACCGGGAGCGAGUCCUGGCCCUCCUCCGGGGCCAGCCGUUCCUGCUCAGCCUCAGCCACAGCCCCACCGUGUGCCGGGCCGUGUGCCGGCUCACUGAGACCCUCCUAGAGCUGGGUGACAAGGCUGAGCUGCCCUCCACGCUCACGGGACUCUACGUGGGCCUGCUGGGCCCCGCGGCCCGGGACAGCCCCCCGGAGGCCCUGGCAGGACUGGCCAAGCUGGCCUGGGAGCUGGGCCGCAAACACCAGGGCACCCUGCAGGGCAGCCAGUUCCCAUCGGCCACCGUGAGGGCCUGGGCCGUGGCCAAAGGCCUGGUGCAGCCCAUCCCGGGCGCCCCCGAUGUGGAGCUGGCCUUCUCCAGCUUCCUCCUGCAGUGCUUCCUGGGGGCCGUGUGGCUGGCCUUGAGCACUGAAAUCAAGGACAAGGAGCUGCCACAGUACUUGGCGUUGACCCCGAGGAAGAAGAGGCCCUAUGACAACUGGCUGGAGGGCGUGCCGCGCUUCCUGGCUGGCCUGCUUUUCCAGCCUCACGCCGACUGCCUCGGAGCCCUGGCAGGGCCAGCCGCGGCCGCCGUCGGGGCCAGGAAGCAGAAGGUGCUCAGCAGGUACCUGAAGCGCCUGCAGCCAGGGACGCUCCAGGCCGGGCGGCUGCUGGAGCUGCUGCACUGUGCGCACGAGGCCGCGGACGCCGCCAUCUGGCAGCACGUGGUGCAGGGGCUCCCAGCCCGCCUCUCCUUCCUGGGCACCCGGCUCACACCCCCCAACACCUACGUGCUGUGCAGCGCCUUGGCGGCGGCUGGCCAAGACUUCUCCCUGGACCUCCGCAGCACUGGCAUUGACCCCGCUGGGCUGGGGAGACUCGUGGGACUCAGCUGCGUCACCCAUUUCAGGGCUUCGCUGAGUGACAUGGCGGGGCUGUGGGAGUCUCUACAGCAGCGUGGGGAGACCAAGCUGCUCCGGGCAGUGGAGGAGAAGUUCACCAUCGAGCCUUUCAAGGCCAAGUCCCCAAAGGAUGUGGAAGACCUCGGCAACCUCGUGCAGAUCCAGAGGACAAGGAAUUCCUCGGAAGACACAGCUAGAGAGCUCCCUGCUGUCCGGGACCUAAAGAAGCUGGAGUUUGCGCUGGGCUCUGUCUUAGGCCCCCAGGCUUUUCCCAAACUGGUGAGGAUCCUUGAGGCCUUUUCCUCCCUUCAGCAUCUGGACCUGGACUCGCUGAGCGAGAACAAGAUCGGGGACGAGGGUGUCGAGCAGUUGUCAGCCACCUUCCCUCGGCUGAGGGCCCUGGAGACUCUCAACUUGUCCCAGAACAGCAUCACUGACGUGGGCGCCUGCAAGCUCGCCGAGGCCCUGCCCUCCCUGGCUGCGUCCCUCCUCAGGCUGAGCCUGUACAAUAACAGCAUCUGUGACGUGGGAGCUGAGAGCCUGGCACACGUGCUUCCAGACAUGGUGUCCCUCAGGGUGUUGGACGUCCAGUAUAACAAGUUCACCGCCGCUGGGGCCCAGCAGCUCGCUGCCAGCCUGAGAAAGUGCCCUCAUGUGGAGACACUGGCGAUGUGGACGCCCACCAUCCCGUUUGGCGUUCAUGAACACCUGCAGCAGCUAGACUCACGGAUCAGCCUGAGAUGAGCUCCAUGAUGCCUGGGACGAGCAUGUUCUCUGAGGACGCUGACCACGCUGGACCUUGAAGUGGUUAUCUGUGGACACAGUUGUUCUUGGGCCCACGAGCCAAGCAGCCUGGUGCCCAGCCCUGCCGGCUCAGGGUCGGCCCCCACCCAGCCACGGGAAGGACCUGCUCUGCGGACGGACCUGGGCCCGGCUCCAGGCCCCCUGCGGGGCCCAGGUCGAUGGCACCCCCGGCAGAUGGGGUGGGCGCCCGGUGGCUGCUGCAGUCCACCCAGGAGCACUGAGGCAGGCCCUGCGGGAUGCUCCCGAGAGUGGUGACCAGGCUGGAGCGAGGGAGCGGGGCGGCCCCAUCUCUGCCUCCCCAGGUCCCUGCUGGCCUGGGGAGAAAGCACUUCUCCAUGCUGCUCUCCUAAUAGGGCACGCGUGGCGCUCUGCAGACACCAGCAGCCUGCCCCGCCUGCUCCUUUCCCAAACUGUGACAGGCGGGGAUUUGGUGGCAACUGCUUUGUGUCUGCAGGAUUCACUGUUUUUGCACUAACCUGGUUGAGGCCAAAGCUCAGCCUGGCGCAGACACACUGGGCUUUAGCUGGAAAGAGCUGACAGGACACUAAUGGGGGGGGAAGGCCUCUCGGCCUUCAUCUCUUGUGUCGUCUUUCACUACAUUAUAAAGGGCUCGUUCAAUCUCACGGGCGUGUCCACCGUUUGAGUUUAUACCGUGAUUACCGUUUUUGGAGAGCCCACUGUUCGGUUAUCGAACGCAUCACAAACUCCCCCCGAGAUGCAGUGGCUUAAAACGACUUUAUUCUGCCCCCAGGCUGGUCAUGUGGGCUGGGCUCAGUGGGUCUCUGCCCCACUCCGCGUCAGCUGGGGCGGCGUGAAGGCUCGGGGACUCCAUGCUGGCUGGGGGCCUGGGGCCUUGGUUCCUGUAAGGAACCGACAACAGAGGGGGAGCCUCUCCACGUGCGCUAGUUUGGGCUUCCUCAUUGCAUGGCAGCUGGGUUGAAGGGCGGUCACCCCAACUGGAAGAGGGAGAUAGAGACAUAGACCACAGAGAGAGGUAGCCUUUUCAUGACCCCAGCCUUGCCAGUCACAUAGCACCUCAUGCUCCAUAUUCUUUGUCCCGUGGGACAGGGGGCGUGGCUCUCCUACCACCCCCCAUGCCCCCCGGCCCCCCGGCGGAAUCCACCGUGGCCCAAGUCCUGUCUCUUUGGAGAGGAUCUUCCUACGGCAUCCCAAGCUUUAGCGGCAAAUUCGUUAUUUGGGGCUCGGCAAUGUUGAUGCCCCGUAAGCCUUGCAGAGGGGAUAUUUCCCUCUGCCUCUGUCUGACUUGGCAUUCUAACCUGGGAGCUGUUUCUUAGUCGAGCUGGCAUCUUGCCUUGGCCAUGCCGAGCCUGGAAGGGACCUGGAAGCUUUGCUGUCUACACCGAGGGCUGCCAGCUCAGCUGGUGUUAUUUUUACUGGAGCACGGCCUGCUUGGUCAGAAGUCCCAAUUCGGGACAAACUGGCUUUCUCCCGGCGGCAGCUCUGUGGCACCAGCCCUGGUGCCCAGUUCCCAGACUCUCCUCCUCUUCCCAGAAAGUGGGAGUCAGGGGUUCAGGAGGGUCAGAGGGAUUUGGACCCAGCUGCCGAGUUGGCAGUCCCUGCGGAGAGGGAUGUUGUCUUCUGCCCUGGCCCCGCUGCGAAGGGCACUGGGCAUUCUGACCUGGGCUUGGGUUUUAAAUAGCAUGGGCAUCACUCUGCAGGGACUCCUGUGUGUGCAGCCACAGUGGUGAGCACCCCUCAGCCGGCUGGGGAGGGCACCAUCACACACACUGCUUUCAGUCUGUUCCGAGAUGACAGACUGUAAUAGAGGCCAUGAUUGUUCGUAGUUCUGACUUAUACGAUAGCUACCAUUUACUAAAUAAGGUGAUACCUGUAAAGUGCUCAUCACAGUGGAAGGAAUAUAGUAGGUGUUCAAUAAAUAUUAGCAACCACGACUUUGUGCCGGUACCACAUUAAGCCCUUCCUGCUCAAAGGGACCACAGCCUAGGGCCAGCAGCGGAUCCCAGAGCUAGACCACGUGGGCUCAGUGCCCAGCUCACCACUUGUGCAAAUUACUUCUCUGUGCCUCAGUCUCAUCGUACGUAAAAUGGGCAUAAUUACAGUACCUUCUUCAUUAUGCAGAGAUUCAAGGAGUUAAGACACUGACAGCAAGAGCCUGGCAUACAGCUCAAUACUUGCUAGCUGUCCUUGUUACGUAUGAAUCCGUGUUUUGUUCCUGCCUCUGCCUGGAAUGUUCUUAUCAGGCCCUUCGUAUUGGACAACUUCUGAUCCUGUAGGACUCAGUUUAAAGGACAGCUCCUCAGGAAGGUCUACCAGACCAUCCUAUUAAAUAGACACGCCUACCCCCACUCUCCAAAUUGGUCAUUGGUUUAUUGUUUUCAUGCUUAUUUGUUGUGGUUGUCUGCUCUUGUCCUAGGAUGUGAGCUCCAAGAGGGCAGCUCAUUUGUCUGCUUUGUUCAUUGUUGUGCCCUCUGUACCUUGCAAGGUGACUGAACACAGUAAGUGCUCAAUAAAUGUUUGUGGAAUGAAUGAUCCUCACCACAACUUUGCUUACGUGUUUUGUUCAUUCCACAAAUAUGUAGAAGACACAGUGGGCUACUCAAUAAAAUGCUCAAGGUUCCUGCUCUGGGAAGUCUUGUAUUUUAGUAAAUUAAAAAAACUCCCUGGGCAGGGCUGUCUGGUGUGGUUGGGUGGUCCGUGCACUGCACAAAGGGCCCUGAACAAGGGGGCAAAUGGGGGUUACAAACCAGUGUGGACUCUGCUUGCCAAGCUGUGAGUCCUGAUGCGGAACGGUGUCAGCCCAGCGGGGCACCUCUGUAAUUAUUAACACAAAGUCAUCUUAUGAGGUAUGUAAAUUACUGUCAUUUCACAGAUGUGACUUGCCUAAGGCCACACCCCUGUAAAGGAGGGAGUCAAGAAGCCAACUCGCCUUUUGGUUUCCAUGGAGGGGUGGGUCUCCAUUGGUACAGGCACAGCGUGCUGGGAUUGCUCUCUGAGAGCCAUUUGCUGUGGGGGGAGGAGCGAUGCCCUGAGGAAUAAACUAAAAAUAAACUAAAUAAAUCCUGUUUCCCCUCAGGCCUCUUCCCCAUCAGAAACCUCUCCCUUCGCCCGCUCACCUCUUUUCCUGGGCCUCUCUCAGAUGUGUUCUGUUUACAGCCCUUGAUGCCCUUUCUUAGCACAGGAAGACAAGGGGUGCUGGGGCUGUUUUUUUCUCUGGACUUCUGGGGGGGUUGACCCUCCCUCGCCUGUGUCCUCACCCACACAACAGAGCCAAACAUCGUGCCUUGUGUAACUCGGUGUAUGUGAGGGCGCUUUGAGAAGCAUCGGGCACUGUGCAGAAUGAGAAUCAUGGCUGUUUUCUGAUGAAACUGCAAGUCAACCCAACGUCACCCGUUCACCUGCUCUUUCCCUUCCUGAUUCCCUGCGCUGUGGGCACGCAGGGAAUACCGCGCCUCCCAUGUCUCCGGGAUCAGGGCCACUGGGCCUUGGCC
Molecule: messenger RNA, 7473 nt
Organism: Zalophus californianus (California sea lion)
Lineage: Eukaryota; Metazoa; Chordata; Mammalia; Carnivora; Otariidae
Gene: CIITA
Product: class II major histocompatibility complex transactivator
Exons: 20
Coding region: 428-3943 (1171 amino acids)
Biological process (GO): positive regulation of transcription by RNA polymerase II; positive regulation of MHC class I biosynthetic process; positive regulation of MHC class II biosynthetic process
Molecular function (GO): ATP binding; protein binding
Source: RefSeq, a predicted model, not a curated record